Morus notabilis is the source of this 474-nucleotide messenger RNA. RefSeq names its product 4-alpha-glucanotransferase DPE2-like. The transcript is spliced from 3 exons. The coding region runs from base 125 to 460 and encodes 111 amino acids. Lineage: Eukaryota; Viridiplantae; Streptophyta; Magnoliopsida; Rosales; Moraceae. The record is from RefSeq and is a predicted model, not a curated record.
GGAAGACGAAGAAAGACGAAGACGGUACUUCAAAACUGUUGUUGGCUCCGACUUGCUGCCGCCUAGUACCUGUGUUCCUGAUGUUGCGUAUUUUGUCAUUAAGCAACAUGUUGAAGCUCCUUCAAUGUGGGCAAUUUUUCCACUUCAGGACUUGUUGGCUUUGAAGGAAAAGUACACAAUACGUCCUGCAACAGAGGAAACAAUCAACGACCCCACGAAUCCAAAGCAUUAUUGGAGAUAUCGUGUGCAUGUGACAUUGGAGUCUUUGAUCAAGGAUAACGAGCUGAUAACCACCAUUAAAGAUCUUGUACAAGAUAGUGGACGGGCAUAUCCCGUGGGGCAAUCCGAAGCUCUAGUGAAGCGGGAAGCAGCAGUUCCUGCCACCGAGAAGCAACAAAUUGUGAAUGGCAAGGAAAGGAUCUCUCUGGGAGCACAGAAAGAGCCUGUCGCCGUUCUCUGAGAAUUUCUUGGUGA